Messenger RNA from Linum trigynum, 2743 nucleotides. Lineage: Eukaryota; Viridiplantae; Streptophyta; Magnoliopsida; Malpighiales; Linaceae. The record is from the annotation of a GenBank genome assembly.
CCCAGACGCGACACACCAAAGAAUUGCCUCCCCGAGCGAAAGGACCUCAACAACCAAAGGAUCUUCAAUCCCAACAAAUUGGACUCCUUUAGCCAGAAGAACCACCCCUGCCUGAUUCAUAACAACCAUUCCUCCUGUCGAGUGGGACGCAUGCUUGAUAGCCCCAUCCCACUGACAAAGAAACGAACAAGGGGUGAAAUCCCCUUCAGAUUGAUCGGUUGUGGCAGGGUCUCGCUGAGUCCUAUUAACAGGCAAACUUCGCUACCCUAUAUUUGGUUUUCAUCCUAAUUUGUGAAACCCUACUAUAUCAUAAAAACAAAUUGGUUCAAGUUUAUAAGGUUUCUGGUAUGUGUAACUCGUGGUAUGAUUUAUGAGAGAUCUUGUAUGCUUUAAUAAACUUUUGAUAUACUAUAUGAGGUGAUAGACCAAUAAUUACACAUGUUUAUGCCUCUAUUCUUGAGCCGUUUGAGAGUCGAUUCUCGUGUUUUAAGCCGAUUUCACGCUAGGUUGUAUGUUUAUGUCAUAUUUCAAGACUUGACGUUGAUGUGAAGGCGAGGAAACAAGUUUCGGGUAAAAAAGGAGGACAUUUGAGUGAAGGGCGCUGGAAGAGGAAAAUACCCGGCCAGGAGUUAAAAAUACCCGGCCGGGUAAAUUGCUGAGGGAGGCUGGGGAUUCACGUUUUUGGACGCCAAGAAGCAGGAGGGGUCCCGACCAGAGAGCAAAAAUACCCGUCGGGUAUUCGGGGCCACGACCGGGUAUUAAUCCCCUACGCGAAACUGUGCGUUUUGAAAUCCCUGGUCGGACACCUAAAAUACCCGACCGGGUAUUAUGGCCGGGGAUCACGAUCUGCUGACUCUUAAGGAAAAGAAGGCCAACUUUUGAAGGGUUCCGAGUUUUAGAGAGAAAAAGCUGAUACCUAGAGAGAGAGAGAGAGAGUGACGAACCUGAUUCUCUAAGUGCCCUAGAUCGAUCUUCAUCACCAUUGGAGCCCGGCUUGAGCUUGGAGAAGUGCCGAUUGGUUGCCAGAAGCAGAAUCCCAUCCUUCACAGUAUGGUUUCCGCAUCUGAGCUAGAUUUCCCUUCUCUCUCUAUGGAGUAAACUUUCUCAUUCACAUGGAUAUGAAGAACCCUAGAUUUGUAUGUUAGGUCUGAUUGUAUUAACCCAAGUACGAAUUCAGUGAUAUGAUUAUAUUCAAUUGAGGUUUGAUUUCUUGAAUGACAUGAAUCUUGAUCAAAUUCCUGUUAUUUCUGAUUUGACCUAGAAAGAGAGUAUCUGCCUAGGUUGAUAGAGCACCCUUGUUUGAAGGCAGUGAAUUGACGACUCUAGUCGAGAAGUCAAUUCACUAUUCUGUACCGGAUUUACUUCGGUAGAGGAGGUUUGGUUCGUUAGGGCCUCAAUCUGUUUACUCCGGUGGAGGUUGGUCGCCCGCUGGGGACUCAGAUUGAGAGGGACUGGAGACCUUUAGUCGAGACUGCAGACUGUUUAAGAACCUCCCGCAAUAUAACUAUCAUUGAAAUUGAACUUGGUAAAUUACAACCUAGCUUAACUGCAGUCUAGGGGGAACCAUAUCUGGGUGACCUCUCUCAACUUGAACACAACUUUCACUGCUUUGCUUUCUAGUUUAACUAAACCUUCACUACACUAGAACCGCUAAAUAAUAAGAUUUUCACGGAGUAGUCAUCACACCUAGGACCCGGGUUGACAUUUAGAACUGAACUCGCUAUACUACACAUUAGUAGGUGGUUGCACUUGGCCACUUUCUAGUGUGACGGUAGAGGCGUGUCUAGUUUUUGGCAUCGUUGCCGGGGACGGCUAGGUUGUUGAAGAAACGUGAUUUCUGUUACUUUAGCAUUUCCAUUUCCGCAUUGAUUUUUUGCUUUUUCCUGCUUGUGCCUUCACGGGUUUGAUUGUUUGGCUGUGUGCAGGUAGUGCAUGACCCGUAGCCAGUCGGGAGGUUUACUACCGUUAGAUCCGGAGUUAGAAUGCACAUGUCGCCAACUAAGGAGACAACAGGGGGAACCUCAACCUGGGGCAUAACCAACCCCUCGGGAUGUCCAUGCAGGUUCCCCCAGUGAAUCAGAUCCUGGGGAACAACCCAUUCCCCCAAGCAGAUGGGGCUUAGCAUCCACCACCGCCGUCGGGUCCUACUAUGGAGUACUACUACACUCCACGGGUCGCCGACAUCCGCCCCGUCAUCCUCUAUCCGCCCAUUCUAGCAAACAACUUUGAGAUCAAGUCAUGCUGGAUUCAGUUGAUUGCAUCCUCUAUCCAGUUCCAUGGCUUAAAGGAUGAAGAGGCGCCUUUCCCGGUUCCUACAGCUGACAAAUGGAUUCAAGAUGAAUGGUGUACCUGAUGAUGCGAUCCGUCUCCACCUUUUCCCUCAUUCUCUGGCGGGGCAUGCGAAGAGGUGGUUAGAGACCCAUCCCCCACUAUCCAUCACAUCGUGGGACGACUUGGCCGACAAAUUGGUGCACAUGUAUUAUCCGGCCUUGAAGACCAUGGAGAUUCAACAGGAGAUCACUCAUUUCCGCCAGGAGCCAGAUGAGUCACUACGUGAUGCCUGAGAGCGGUUCUCGAGAUUCUUAUGGUAGUGUCUCCCUCACGUCUUCAGUGAUGCAUUCACAGUGGGGAAUUUCUACAACGCUCUGACCCCAAAAAGCUAGAAGGUGAUCGAGUUUCUAUGCCCAGGAGGGGAUAUUCUCACAAAGACUCCACCCGAGCUGAAUAAGAUAAUCAGUACUCU